Messenger RNA from Phyllopteryx taeniolatus (common seadragon), 986 nucleotides. It is a transcript of the gene srp9, whose product is annotated as signal recognition particle 9. Gene Ontology annotation, cellular component: signal recognition particle, endoplasmic reticulum targeting. The transcript is spliced from 3 exons. Gene Ontology annotation, biological process: negative regulation of translational elongation; SRP-dependent cotranslational protein targeting to membrane. Lineage: Eukaryota; Metazoa; Chordata; Actinopteri; Syngnathiformes; Syngnathidae. The coding region runs from base 149 to 409 and encodes 86 amino acids. The record is from RefSeq and is a predicted model, not a curated record. Gene Ontology annotation, molecular function: 7S RNA binding.
UACUUAUACGCCACACUCUUCCUCUCCCGAUUGGCUGGCUUCACGUUGCUGCUGAUGUGGUGUUCUGAAGUCAGCGUAGCUGUUCCUCCGUUUCACCCAGGUUCUUUGACAUAAAAAAAAAAAAGCAUUUGCACCUCCUCCAAAAAUAAUGCCUUACUUUCAGACUUGGGACGAGUUUUCUCGCGCAGCAGAAAAAUUGUAUCUGACGGACCCCAUGAAGGCCAGAGUGGUAAUCAAGUACAGGCACUGCGACGGCAAAAUUUGCAUUAAAGUGACCGACAAUUCCGUGUGUUUACAGUACAAGACGGACCAGGCUCAGGAUGUGAAGAAAAUCGAGAAGCUGCAUGGCAAACUGAUGAGACUGAUGGUGUCCAAAGAGACGCACAGCGGCACUAUGGACACGGACUAACGUAGUUGAGACGGAGCACCGCUACCUGGACUAAGUUCAUUGUGGUCGUUUGGGAGCACAGAACCACCUGAGUGGGAUUCAUGGAGAGUCUGACGGAGCGGAGCAAUGGGGGAGUCAGAGAUGUGAUUUCUAUAUGCUGUCUGUAACAUUGAGCUCAGGAUUUUGGAACAGUACUUUGGAGUUAUUCUCCUGGUUUUCUGCAUAAGGCAUUCGAUCACACAUCUCUGAUUGUAUGUUUGCGAAUCUAAAGUGGGUCAAAAUGAGAAGUAUUGGCUAAAUGUGCGAAAUGGGCAAAUGUGCUGCUCCUUAGCAGCUUUGGCGCCUUCAUUUCUGUUAGUAGAGCUGUCAGCUAUUUUAAUUUUCAAGUGAGAUGAUCAAUGAAGAUGUUGCAACCCUAAUUGCGAGUACAUCAAGUAGUAAUUUGAUUUGGACCCGGCUCUGAAUUUUUCCCCCCCCCCCCCUCUUAUGGACAUGAACACAAACUUGAAGCGGAACCUGAUUUUCUUACAAACCUCAGCAUCUUUCUAUUACAUUUGCUUACAACAGUUACAUCUUCAAUAAAUGUUUAUUUACUCCA